UUAAAAUUAAUAGUUGAAAUUACGAAUAACUACGUGAGAAGCGGACGUGUGCAAUAUUGAGACACAACUCUCAAUAGUCAUACAAAUAAUUCAUAGCACCGCAAACGUCUCAUAAAAUUGCAUUUUGCGCUGCCAAACUGGAGUUUGUGAGAACAAAAGAGAAAUUUUUGUGCGUGUUUUGUAUGCGAGGUCAACAUUUGCGAUCACUAAAAAAAUACAAAUAAACUACGCAACAAACAAAUAUUGUGCUGAGCAAGAGAGCAAGAGAGUGUGUGAGCGACAUGCCGGAAGAGGAACCGCCACAAAAGCGUAUGGAUGAUGAUGAGCAGCAGCAGCAGCAGCAGCCGACAAGUAAUGAAAGCGGCGUGACCCUGGAGCAACCAGCAGAGCAACCGACAACAGAAUAUGUAGCGCUAGAGCUAACCGCGGAGGAGAUGCGCGCACGUCGCCUUCGCACCUUGGCUGCCAGAAGCAAUGUACUUAAUGCAGCACCAGCAGUAGCGGCCGCCACGAUGCCUGUUCAGGAACUUACGCCACGCAGUCAGAAAAAUGAAUCGCGUCUGCUGCGGGAGGCGCCUACAAGCUCCAGCUCCAUGGAGCCCAGCUCUUUGGUCGACAAGAUGGGCAUUGUGUGGUCGGAGCUGGGCAACAACAAGCCCGACAUGGAUGUGGAAAUGAAAUCCAUGACACCGACACCUGUGCAGGAUGUGGAAAUGACACCUGCACCUGAACCAGAAGCGCCCAAUCGUCAGCCUGCCAAAGAUAUGCUGCCCCCAGCAGCAGCAACAGCUCCGCUCGUGCCGCCCGCGGAACCCCCCACAUUAAAAAACGUAGAGGAGCAGCAAGAGCAAAUACUGUCACGCCUGCUGGAUGCCACCUGGAAUGAAUUUGGCUCCGGCUCAAUUAUAUGCGCGCAGACAGCCAGUCUACUAGAGCAGUAUCCAGACAUGCGCUUUGAUUUUGAAUCCAUAGCUAGCAAUGUGCUGCUGGAGAUAGUGUUCAAGUACUUCAACGAUGAGGUGGAAGAGAGCAGCUGCAAGCUGUCAGGCGAUGCAGCCACGACUACAACUGCAACAGCGCCCAUUAGUGCUGCUGAUGAUAAGGAAUUCUCCUCGGCCAAAAAGAUCAAAAGCGAUGACACUGAGGUGCAGGAAAUACUUGCCAAUGCAGUGGCCUCCAGCAGCGCCACCGAGGAGGAGCAGCAGCGUGCCAGUGCCACGCCCAGUCAAACUGAAGUAACGCCCAGCGAUGCUUGUGCGCCCUGUGUCGUCCCCUCAAUGCUCAGCAUUGUUACCACCUCGAAGCACAACGCCAUGUUGUAUCUGCUGCGUUGCUUCAAUGAGUCGCAGAAAGCGGCGCAGUCGCGCAUCGUAACGAUAGCCCUGAAGAGCAUCAUGCGCAUCGUAGUGCUGGUGCUCACGGAUCAGCUACAGCCGAAUCUCAACUAUCAGCUGGAUCAGUCUACGUUACUCGAGCUAAUGUACAUGGAGCGCGUGCCGGAGGCAUUUCUGCAUUGGCUGAUCGGUAACACGUACAAAGAGCGCGUGGUCUUCGAUACCAUCUUUGGCCAGCUGUUGCGUGGAUUGUUUAGCGGCAUGCAACGCAAUAUAUGCAGCUCCAAGAUAAACAUGCAGCAAGUCGAUUGGCUCUAUAAACUGGUGGAGGUCAAGGUGGAGAAUGUGCGUCCAAUUGCGGAUCUGGUGGGACGUCAGGCCAACUUUAUACCGCCCAUCUGCACUAAAAUACCAGGACGUGAAAUAGUCAAGUGCAGCUUUUUGGGGCCCUUUCUAUCCGUCUCGCUGUUUGCCGAGGAGAAUGUCAAGUUUGCCGAAUACACAACCAAGAACAAGCUGGAUCAUAGAGCCAUCAACAGGCUGCGCUGGGAUCUCAUGACCAUGCGCGGCAACAUGUAUCGCGUUUUCCAUUCACUUUGCCUUAACAGCAGCAGUCGUGUGCCGACUUUGGAGUACGUUUCACACAUCUUGCGCCACAAUGAUCGACGCGUGCAGUUCGCCAGCGAUGAGAAGCUGCUCGCUCGCGAUGGAUUUGUUAUUAAUCUAAUGAGCGUAUUGCAAAUGCUCUCGGUUAAAAUCAAACUCGAUCGCGUUGAGCCCCACUAUCAUUACUAUAAGAACUGCUACAUAAACAUAGAGCAGGAUACGAAGAUACGUUUCAGCGAGGAGGAAUACAAGAGCUUUUUGGCACGUGAACAUUCGCAAACUGUAGACAUACCGAAUUUGAAUUUUCAAACGCAUUGCUGGUUUCUAACACUGCAAGCACAUCAUCUGGGCUAUUUGCCGGCUAUACAACGCUAUCGUCAAAAGGUGCGCGCUAUUAAGGAGCUGCAGAAGCUGAUUGAUGAGCUGGAUCGCACCAAGCCGCAUUGGGUUAACUCACGCUAUGCUCAUCGCAACAAUCAGUUCAAAGAGCGCUGGGAAAAGCAGCUGCGCAAGCUGAAUCGUUCGAAAACUUGCAGCGAAUUAACGCUGCUGUGUCCUUUCCUGCUGGAGAAUUGCACACGCUUCUAUUCUUCCGUCUGCGAGUAUAUGCUCUAUCAAUUUGAGGGACGCAGCAUUGAGGGUCCUUUUAUCUCAAAGCUGCCUAUACAGCAGCUAAAGCCGACUGAUGCAUUUUCUGCACUGCCCGAGUGGUAUAUCGAUGACAUAGCCGAGUUUAUAUUGUUUGCCAUGCAACAUGCCACGGACAUUCAUCAGCAUAUAGAUCAUUCGAUUAUAACCUGGCUGCUGACUUGCGUCUGCGCCUCGCAUCUCAUUAAGAAUCCCUAUGUAACUGCCAAGCUGGUGGAGGUCAUGUUUGUCUUUUCACUUAAACCCGCCAAUUCGAUUAAUACGGCUAUGUGGAACCAUGAGCUAGCUCAAAAUGCACUGGUUAGCGCUCUCAUGCGUUUCUAUGUGGACGUGGAAACCACAGGACAAAGCACUGAGUUUUACGAUAAGUUUACCAUAAGGUAA
Drosophila busckii is the source of this 2972-nucleotide messenger RNA. It is a transcript of the gene Ube4B, whose product is annotated as ubiquitin conjugation factor E4 B. Gene Ontology annotation, molecular function: ubiquitin-ubiquitin ligase activity. The record is from RefSeq and is a predicted model, not a curated record. Gene Ontology annotation, cellular component: ubiquitin ligase complex; cytoplasm; nucleus. Lineage: Eukaryota; Metazoa; Arthropoda; Insecta; Diptera; Drosophilidae. Gene Ontology annotation, biological process: protein polyubiquitination.